UUCGUUGUCUCCCACGCUCGAUCAUUGUCAAAGGAUUCAUCUCAAAUUUCAUUCGCUCUCCUUGGUUGUUAAAAAAAUGGCAGGUCGCGGAAAAACUCUCGGAUCCGGUGCGGCGAAGAAAGCCACGUCUCGUAGCAGCAAGGCGGGGCUCCAAUUCCCGGUGGGUCGUAUCGCUCGAUUCCUCAAAGCCGGUAAAUACGCCGAACGUGUCGGAGCUGGUGCUCCGGUUUAUCUCGCCGCCGUCCUCGAGUAUCUAGCCGCCGAGGUACUUGAACUGGCUGGAAACGCAGCAAGAGACAACAAGAAGACACGUAUCGUCCCUCGUCACAUCCAGCUCGCCGUGAGAAACGAUGAGGAGCUAAGCAAGCUUCUUGGAGAUGUGACUAUUGCUAAUGGAGGAGUGAUGCCCAAUAUCCACAAUCUCCUCCUCCCCAAGAAGUCUGGUCCUUCAAAACCUCAGGAAGAUUAGGCCUUUUAACGCAAGAAAUAGGACAAAGUCGAUCUCUGACUCUGUUUUCUCUUUGGCUUUCAUAUAAAAUAACCGUGUACUAGCUAAUAUAGAUCACUUGUGACAAAAAAAAAGAAAAGAAAGAAAGCUAAUAUUAGAUCACAUGUAGUAGUGGCUAUGUUUCUUUAUGUUGCUUGUUGGACAUCUUUGUUUUUAGUUUGUGUAAUAUGAAAAUGUUUUACGAAAA
Messenger RNA from Brassica oleracea var. oleracea, 695 nucleotides. Its product is annotated as histone H2A.6. Bases 77 to 469 code for a protein of 130 amino acids. The transcript has 2 exons. The record is from RefSeq and is a predicted model, not a curated record. Gene Ontology annotation, cellular component: nucleosome. NCBI's taxonomy places the organism in Eukaryota, Viridiplantae, Streptophyta, Magnoliopsida, Brassicales, Brassicaceae. Gene Ontology annotation, molecular function: protein heterodimerization activity; DNA binding; structural constituent of chromatin.